Messenger RNA from Aspergillus affinis, 1341 nucleotides. RefSeq names its product MFS transporter. Gene Ontology annotation, cellular component: membrane. The record is from RefSeq and is a predicted model, not a curated record. Gene Ontology annotation, molecular function: transmembrane transporter activity. Gene Ontology annotation, biological process: transmembrane transport. Bases 1 to 1341 code for a protein of 446 amino acids. Lineage: Eukaryota; Fungi; Ascomycota; Eurotiomycetes; Eurotiales; Aspergillaceae. The transcript is spliced from 2 exons.
AUGGACACGGAGAGAAAACAGACAGACCAAGAAGGUCAAAGAAUCGAGGAAGCCGACAUGGAGAAUGUCGGAGAUGGCACAGAUGUGGCAAAAGGCGAUCUGGAGAAAGGUCGCUCUCACAACAAGGAUGUCUCUGGUAGUGGAGAAGCUUCUUGGGACGACGCAUUUCUUGUUACCUUCGGCCAGAAUGAUGCCCAGAACCCCUUUAAUUGGACCAAAAAGCGAAAAUGGGGAGUCACCGCGGCCGUCUCUGGCACGGGAUUUGUCCGCAUCAUGGUGUCAACGAUGAUGGCGCCGGCAAUUAAUACUAUGGCAGAAGAGUUGCAUAUGUCCAUUACCGAGUCCAACAUGGCAUUAUCUGUCUACCUUUUAGCGACAGCGUUUGGACCACUCAUUAUCGGCCCCUUAUCCGAAAUUUAUGGAAGAAAGACGAUUUUCCACAUCACAAAUAUUUGGUUCCUGGUCUGGAAUUUUGUCUGCGGUUUUACCCACUCUAAGGGUCUACUCAUAUCCGCUCGUCUUCUCGCUGGAUUUGGUGCUAGUGCGGUGUACAGUCUGGGAUACGGCGUGCUGGGAGAUGUGUGGUCAGCGGAGCAGAGAGGACAGUCGCUCAGUCUAUAUUUACUUAUUCCCUUGACAGGGUCGGCUGUCGGACCGAUCGUCAGUGGUUUUAUUAUUAAAUAUUCUACUUGGAGAUGGAUGUUCUGGUCGACAGCUAUUCUCCAACUUACCCUCGAACUAUCCUUUUCGCUUUUAUUCCACGAGAGUUAUGCACCACUUCUCCUCCGUCGCCGAGCCGAGAAAUUGCGCAGGGAUACAGGCGAUUCGCGCUACCACGCGGCGAUCGAGAUGCGCGAAGUAGGCCUUUCACCCCUUGGCAAGCUGGGUCGUAGCUUAUCUCGCCCCUUGCGUUUGCUGGCAUUCCAUCCAAUUAUUCAAAUGCAGGCUAUUCUCGAGGGCAUUGAUUACGGCCUACUAUAUUUCGCCCUGAGUUCUUUUUCCGCUCUCCACGUUGCAGCGUACAGUGAAUCGGUCGAAAUAUCCGGACUCCAUUAUAUAGCUAUCUGCAUUGGCACUAUCUCCGGUUCUCAGCUCUGCGGUCCGCUUAUGGAUUAUACCUAUCACCGACUGACCAGCAAUACUGGCGAAACCCAAGUACCUGAGCUUCGCAUACCACUUCUACUCCCCGGAGCUCUGUUCACACCGAUCGGCUUUCUUCUCUAUGGCUGGGCCGCGCAAUAUCACAUUUUUUGGGUUGUCGUCGACGUCGGCGCAGCCUUAUUGUCCCUCGGUAUGCAAAUAUUCGACACGACACUGCACGCAUAUGUUAUUGUCGGUUGA